Molecule: messenger RNA, 963 nt
Organism: Cokeromyces recurvatus
Lineage: Eukaryota; Fungi; Mucoromycota; Mucoromycetes; Mucorales; Mucoraceae
Exons: 4
Coding region: 254-784 (176 amino acids)
Biological process (GO): early endosome to late endosome transport
Cellular component (GO): late endosome membrane; early endosome membrane; extrinsic component of endosome membrane
Molecular function (GO): phosphatidylinositol 3-kinase regulator activity; protein binding
Source: RefSeq, a predicted model, not a curated record
UGCGAGUUCGAGUAAUAAAAUGCAUUCAGACAAGAAUAAUGCUAAAGGUGCCCUUGUUGUUUGGAGUAUGAAAACGAGUUCAGCUUGUUCUACUUUUGAAUUUAAAAAUGAUCAAGACGAAUUGGGCAGUAAUAUUAUUAACACAAUUAAAUUAAAUCAUAAUGGACAAAUGCUUGUAACCAGUGAUUCAGUUGGAUUUAUGCGUAUAUUCGGUAAGUCAUACGCUAAUAGUAGAGUUUAAUAGUAGACUUAUAUGGAUAUCAUCAUGAUAGACAUAAGAAGUAUGAAAUCAAUUAUUGAAUGGAAAGGACAGCCCUCUUGCACAGCACAAUUUAGUUUUGAUGAAAAUUCAAUUUAUUCAGUUAAUAAUACUGGAGAGUUAUGUCAAUGGUCUAUUCAUAAACCUGGAACAUGCAUAUUUAGUAAAUCACUUGAAGGAUUUCCACCACCACCACCACCACCACCAUCACUACUACUCCCUACUAAUUCUUCCUAUAAUGCUGUUCAGUCUUUUCUAUUAUCCACCUCACCUCGUCCUCAAAUGGUUGCCUUUAGUUCAGAUACAAAUUAUAUCUUUUCUUCUUCUUCUAAUCAUCAUCAACAGACCUUUGGUUCCAUAUAUCGUACAUCUAGUCAAAAAGAGGAAACAUCUUCUAUUCUUCAAUUUGGACAUGAAUCAAUGGAUCAACAAUAUAUUACAUCUGUAGAUUGGACUACACAUACUUCAAAUGUGACUUGUUUAUUAGGCAAUAUAGAUGGAAAUAUCAAAGCAUUAUUAGAAUAGUGGAGUAGUAAUUUAUUUUAUAUAUAAUACAAUUAAUUUUCAGAUAUUAAGUAUAAACUAUAACAAAGAACAGCUUGCUUUCGAGCAGAUGCAAUCAAAAGAUUAACAUGACAUUUCUCUUCGGGUCGAAGAGAGAUUCCAAUAUUACACCAAUCAUCCAUUUGUAUUUUAUAAGGAGA